AUGGAAUCACCAGAAUUACCAGAAUGUCCGGUGUGUCUAUCAACCUACAAUGGCGAGUGCACAAUCCCAAGAGUACUAUCAUGUGGACACACAACCUGCGAGUCAUGUCUGAAAAGCAUCCCACAGAAAUACCCUCUUACCAUUCGCUGUCCUGCAUGUACACAACUUGUCAAGUACCCAUCACAGCAAGGCCCGUCUUCUCUGCCUAAAAACAUUGAUCUCCUAAGACUGGUGCAGCAACUGCAAGAUUGUAAUCCCCAAAAACCCAAGAACAUAUCUCAAAUUGACAAACCAGUCCUUGCUCAAGACUUUGACUUUUUUGUGCCUCCUUCGUGGUCCGAUGAGUUUUAUACUUCUUGGAAGAAUUGGGUUCUUGCUAGUGAUGAUGUUUUUGUUGAGGAUAAAGAGAGAGGAUAUGGAUUGUUAAAGGAAGGGAAUAAAAAGGUGAAGGUGAAGCUUUUUAAGGUUGGCAAUGAUGGUCGUUUGUUGAGUGGUGAAAUGAAAGGUUGUGUUUUUAAGUUGAGUUAUGUUGCAAAGGUUAUGAGUUUUUUGAAUGGGAUGAAGGAGGAGGGGAGAGAUGAAUUGGGUUUGCUUUUGAGGAUUUGUGCUAAACAAGACAGGAUUUGUAAAGGUUAUGGUUUGUGGGGUGAUUUGGAAAAUGGGGUUUUGUAUUUUGUGUGUGAGAGACUUAAUAGGAAUGUUUUGGAUAUGUUGGGUGAUUUCGAGAAUGGUUUGUCUAGUUUUGCAAUGAUGGGAAUGGAAAUGUGCGAGGCUGUGAUUGGAUUGCAUUUGGAAGGGCGAAUUGUGGGAAGUUUAGGUGUUUCUUGCUUUGAGUUGGAUGAUUUUGGACAUGUGAGUCUAAGUUUGGGUGAGGCUUUGGUGAUGGGAAGGGUAGUUAGCGAGGGGGUUAUGGGACUUGGUUCUGGUGGGAGAAAGAUUAGUUUUAAAGAACUGGGGAUAUUGGUAGGUGAAUUUUUGAAGAAGGAGAUUUUUGUGAGCCCAGAGGUUUUGUUUGGGAUGUUGAAGAGAGAGGGUAUAGAGGUAGAUUGUGGUAGCUUUAGAUAUUCGAUUAACAUUGGCUCUGAUAUUUGGGCAUUAGCUUGUACUGCCUUCAGAAUCCUUAUUGGGAAACAAUUCUCCAAGGAGCUAGCCGAUUAUGUGCAUUCUGUCAUUUCAAAAACUAGUGAAGACAAUGGUUUGGACUGUUCAGGUCUUUUCUCUGGUUUGAUAGAGAAAGUGAGAUCUUUGUUGGAAAGUAAAACUGGUGAAGAAUUGAAAUCAAUGCAACAGAUUCUAUGCGGGUGUUUGAGUUUUGAUCCAGGGCACCGCCCUCUUGUGAUUGAUGUGUGGAAUUGUCUUAGGGACUUGAUUAUUAGACAUCAGCUGGAUACUUCUGUUAUUGGAUUGAGUGGGGCUAUCCACGAGGGGAACAAGGAACAUUUGCAAGUUCUUGGAGAACUAUGCUGGGUGCCCAAGAGAAGAUCGGUUCUUAAGAAAGAUGAUUCAGCAGAAAACAGCAGUGGAGAAAACCAAGAUCAAGAUGAGGACGUGAGAUUUGAUAAAGAUGUUGUGGAAGCUGUCGUGGAGGAGAAGGUCAAGUUCAAAGAAAUGCAGGGCCAUCUUGAUAGUGUUACAGGAUUAGCCAUUGGAGGUAUAAAACUUUACUUUACGCUCUUAGAUUGCAAGUUAUGCGCUUCAUUUAGUUACUUUCCACUGGAGAGAGCUUAA
Molecule: messenger RNA, 1728 nt
Organism: Dovyalis caffra
Lineage: Eukaryota; Viridiplantae; Streptophyta; Magnoliopsida; Malpighiales; Salicaceae
Source: the annotation of a GenBank genome assembly